Gigantopelta aegis is the source of this 1000-nucleotide messenger RNA. RefSeq names its product 26S proteasome non-ATPase regulatory subunit 10-like. Gene Ontology annotation, molecular function: protein binding. The record is from RefSeq and is a predicted model, not a curated record. Bases 57 to 731 code for a protein of 224 amino acids. The transcript has 7 exons. NCBI's taxonomy places the organism in Eukaryota, Metazoa, Mollusca, Gastropoda, Neomphalida, Peltospiridae. Gene Ontology annotation, cellular component: cytoplasm; nucleus.
GAAAAGAAAUACAAGUCAUGUAAAAGGGGACUGUACUCUGUUAAAACUAAACGAAGAUGGAGGAAAAUCAAGUUUGCAAGCUGGCCUACGAAGGCAAUUUUCCACAACUCAGAGUAAAAUUAGAAGAAAACAGAGAUCUUUUAACAAAAUAUGACAAUAGUCAACGGAUGCCACUGCAUUGGGCUGUGUCUGCAGGUCAUACAGAAAUAGCCGAGUACCUUUUGAAGUUGGGCACACCUGUUGAUGUCAGGGAUGAGUCGAACUGGACUCCUCUAAUGAUUGCUGUGUCAGCUGGUCGGACUGAUAUUGUGACACUGCUGUUGGGCCAUGGAGCGCAGGUGAAUGCUGUGAACAGGACGGGACAGUGCUGUUUACACUAUGCAGCUUCUAAAGACAGAUUCCAGAUAGCGGAGAUGCUUGUUGAUGCGGGAGCUGACUGUACAGUGGCUGAUUCAAUGGGCAGUACACCCAGUCACCGAGCCAGCUCUAAAGGUCACAUUCAGAUCCUCAAACUGCUCAUCAACCAGCAGAUCAACGUGAACUCGCAGGACUCGGAAGGCAGCACACCACUACACUUGGCAUGUGAAGAAGACCGUGUGGCAACCGGCAAGUUGUUGGUAGAACAUGGAGCUAGAUUAGACAUCCAAAACAAGGAAGAAAAAUCACCAUUAGACCUUGCAUGCCGUGGAAUGCAACGUUCAUUAAAACAUGCAGCUUCAUUGGACAGAUGAUUCCAGCUCAACAGUACAGGUUCAGAUAACAUUUUGCACACUCGACUGGCUUAAACCACCAGUUUAAUAAGGAUGACCAUAAAAUGUCAUGUAAAUAUUUUAAUACAUACAUAAACAGUAUGUUGAUCAUACGUUGGUAUCCAGCAACUGAUGCAUGUUAGUAAUGGGUUAUUGUUAAACAACCAUUCAUCCAGUCAUUCAUGCAUUCAUUCAUCCAUCUGUUUUGUUAUGCCUUCACAAAUGUGGUUGAAUAAACUAUGUUAACAUGA